AUGCAGCCCACCAAUCGUCCCCGAAAGGCUUGUGAUCUUUGCUACACGCGAAAGAUAAAAUGCGACGGACAACAGCCGCAAUGUUCAAACUGUGUCAAUUACAAGACUGUCUGUACCCAUGCCGCCCGAAGUAGGAAGUGGAAACCCAAAGCCCAGCAAAAUGUCCAGCGUUCAGAUGCAGAAGAGAUUCGAAGUCUGCAGGCACAAAUGCAGCAAUUGCAGGUGGAGCUGGCUGAAUAUCGGGAGCAAGACAAAGCACUUGUGACCCCGACACCAUCGCAGGAUAUGCUUAUCAGCGAUGAGUUUAUAGAUGCCGAGAACUCUACCAACAGCAUGAAGCUUCCUCCACUGCAACAGACCAUGCACAUGACUGGAAUCUUCCUCAACACUUUCAACUCAAUGAUGCCACUCUUUAAUCCUGACUCCCUUCUACGCCUCAUUGGAGAAACAUACGCCGUCCAGCCACGACAGCGUAAUCCUGUCUCAUGGGCUGCCAUUAACGUUGUAUUGGCUCUAGCGUGUCAUCAGAUGCCUGAUGACAGUGAGAUGAACUCUGAGUGUGGCAUAGCAAGCGACUACAUAAAGAAAGCUCAAUCGGUCAUUUGGACUGUAACGCUAGGCGAAACUGGAAUACUCAAUAUCCAGACACUGAUUGGUAUGGCCAUGCUACUACAAACAGCCAACGACACAACGCCAGCCUUGGUCAUCAUAUCAGCAGCCAUGCGACUCAUUCAUAAGAUGGGGUUGCACAACCGCCUCUCUACAGAGCACCUGAGCCUAAUCGAGCAGAGACAACAUGCUUACGUCUUUUGGCUGGCCUAUAUAGUGGAUAAGGACCUGAGCCUGCGAGCACAACAACCUUCAGUACAGCUCGACGACGAUAUCGACCUCGACCUACCGAUGGAACUGCCAGGCGUUUGUAACGGUGAUUCUGAAGCAGGCAUUGUUACGACAGUUGACGGAAAUACGGGGCUGAACUAUCUCCUUGCUCGAAUACAACUCGCCAAUAUACAAGGCAAUGUAUACGAUCAUCUCUACUCAACGCGCGCAUCAAAACGAACCCCAGAAGAAAGAAAGAUAUCGAGGGAAAGAAUUGUCAGAGCUCUUGAUGACUGGAAAGCAUCUAUCCCCUCCGACUUUAACGGGGCCAACGUGGUCACCACUACGAGCAACAACCCUUCAGUCGCAGCCUUUUUCUGUAUUCUUCAUACAAGAAGUCUGUUAUGUCUGAGUCUGAUCACUAGAUCUCAUGCUUGGGAUGAGCAGUGGGUCGGUAGCAUACGCGAGUAUGGAAGAGGGACGCAAGCGCUACAGCUACCUAGUGAGUGGACUGCGAUGGUCGGAGAAGCGAGAAAUUAUAUGAUAUUAUACGAGCAAGUGCACCAAAGACAUAGCUGGCUGAGGUGGUUUGCUGCAUGCACAUACAUGUCAGCGAUGGUCCUACUCACAGCAAAUAACCUGAACGAUUCUCAGCACGCAGACUUUGCGCAGGACACAGACCGCAUUGAAAGAGCACUUGUGUGGUUCCAGGAACACUUCAAAGAAAAGCCAUGCAAGAUGUCUGCUAUGCUUGGAGAUGUUUGCACUGAAGCUGUGGAGGCAAUGAAGCAGAGGCGCGCGAACAAUGUUGCUGGGGCUGUUGAGGAUAUUUGGCUUACAGGAUUUAUUGGUGACAAAGGAGCGAUUUGGUGA
Molecule: messenger RNA, 1692 nt
Organism: Fusarium pseudograminearum CS3096
Lineage: Eukaryota; Fungi; Ascomycota; Sordariomycetes; Hypocreales; Nectriaceae
Exons: 4
Coding region: 1-1692 (563 amino acids)
Biological process (GO): regulation of DNA-templated transcription; DNA-templated transcription
Molecular function (GO): DNA binding; DNA-binding transcription factor activity, RNA polymerase II-specific; zinc ion binding
Source: RefSeq, a predicted model, not a curated record